Messenger RNA from Leishmania braziliensis MHOM/BR/75/M2904, 588 nucleotides. RefSeq lists its product as hypothetical. Lineage: Eukaryota; Euglenozoa; Kinetoplastea; Trypanosomatida; Trypanosomatidae. The record is from RefSeq and is a predicted model, not a curated record. Bases 1 to 588 code for a protein of 195 amino acids. The transcript has a single exon.
AUGCUACGUUUUACUCAGGCACUGCUGCGCGUACAGUCGCAUCAGAAGAAACGCGCGCAGCACCCCAAUGCGGGUACGCGCUACGGCCGCGUGUACAACCGCGGCUUUGUCCGAUACGGCUUCGGCGGCUUUGGCAUGUCUGUCUACACCCCCAAGAAGGAUCGCACCUUCAAGGUAAUGCCGGUACCCCCUUCACCACCAGCCACCACAGCCGCGGAGCAGCGAGACGAUUUCGCCGACAACCGCGGACUUGUUGCAACGACGCGCACACUCUCUCCAACAUUUCGCAUGUUCGCGCUCGAGGAUGGGGGCGUCUUGGUGUCGCACCCGUCGCAUGCGCAGGUUAUGCGGUGGAAUCAACGUGUACACACCGAGGAGGGAAAGGCGACAAACAGAACUACGAUGGAUGAGUAUGUUAACUCGCGCAUCCAGGCCAUCAUCGCCGACAACACCAUCGAAAAUACCUCUCUUAGUCAGUGGCGCAAGGCACACAUGUGGAACGUUAUCAAGUCUCACGGCAGGCUGCAACGUCGCUGGGGCACGCCGGACUUCAUCACGGGUGCCCGGUCAACCUUGUACAACAACUGA